Meloidogyne enterolobii is the source of this 231-nucleotide messenger RNA. The record is from the annotation of a GenBank genome assembly. NCBI's taxonomy places the organism in Eukaryota, Metazoa, Nematoda, Chromadorea, Rhabditida, Meloidogynidae.
AUGGAUUUUUUAAUUUUCUGCCAAGUCUCUUUAGGUCAUAUUGACAUGGAAAAUCGUCAAUGUGUAAAUUGUGGAGUCACCCAAACCCCUUUAUGGCGACGUGAUCAUACACAUGGGCAUCACUUAUGUAAUGCUUGUGGCCUCUAUCAACGAAUGAAUGGGGGACAGAAUAGGCCGCUUGAGAAGCCUAAGAAACGGCAGGUGAGGAAAUUUAAGAGUCAAAAUAAGUAA